Messenger RNA from Microstroma glucosiphilum, 2859 nucleotides. RefSeq lists its product as hypothetical. Lineage: Eukaryota; Fungi; Basidiomycota; Exobasidiomycetes; Microstromatales; Microstromataceae. The transcript is spliced from 2 exons. The coding region runs from base 1 to 2859 and encodes 952 amino acids. The record is from RefSeq and is a predicted model, not a curated record.
AUGGCCUGUCGUGCGGGCUCGAGGCUAAGUCGAGCUUGGGGCGAAGCUAGUUCUUCCUCUGGCCACGCCUCCUCUGCCUUGCUCCCCCGCGCCGCUCCUACUCCUCUCCGCUUACGCCAUCCUGCCUCUGCUCGACUACGAUACUACAGCGAUGCUGCAGCUCCAGCCGAGAAGAUUGAGGCCGGAGCCUCCGCCAGUCAAUCGACAGAGGCUCAGAAGGAUGAGCUUGCAGGGUCCUCUUCGCCGGUGACAAAAUCUGAGCUGAAGCGAGCAGGCUUCCUCGAUGAAGCCAUAGCGGCCGAGUACCGCGCAACUGCCUCUGGAAAGCUGAUACGACGGCGGAUACCCCGAGCAACUCUGACCCUCGAGGACUUUCGCAAGCUCAGACCUCGCGCUCCCAGGAUCCCUCCCAUGAGGGUAAAGGACAAGCGCGCCUUCCAGGCGGCGAAGCAGGAUGCUGCUUGGCAGAGGACUUUUGAUGAGAUUUCUGCCGCGCUAGGAGUGGAACAAUUGCGACAAUUGGCAAAGACGGCAGGCCUUACCACUUCUCAUCAGGCGAAGAAGACGGAGCUGAUCAAUGUGCUGUUAAAGGAUCAAUUCAACCUCUUGAGCCCACAAGAGAGACAGAGGGUGGAAAAGGAAGAACGGGUGGACAGGAGGAUACCGGUUAGCAAGACGGAGCUCUUUCUGCUGCUUGUCAAUGGCGGUUAUUCAUUGGGAAUUCUGGCUCAGCAGACGGGAUUGACGCUCAAGCCUGAUGCCAAAACAGAGGAUGGCAAGGCGGUGGAGUACGCAGUAGUUGCUUCAGGUCAGGAAAAGGCUCUUGGGUCGGUAUUGGACGAGAGGAUGCAAUUGUUCCGCAAGGCUAUCGAGGUCAAGGAGUUGCCACUACAGGUACGGGUCGAAGCUCUUGACCCCGCUAUCGUCCGCACCAUCUCCGCUCGGACUCGAACAGUCAUCGAGAGGGCCGACGCGGCUCACGGUGGAUCUCCAGGGCUAAGACUCACAGCGCUAUCGGAAUAUGACCUGUCUCAAGCUCAGCUACAGCUGGCGGCUUACCAAGCUGAAUACUUUCAGCUCCCCACUCCUCUAGCAUCGUACGCUCAGCCAUCCCCUCUGGAUCCAGCAUACGACGAUGCGCUUCUGCAAGGCGACUUGCAGCAUUUUGCUUUCUUACCCAAAGCUACGCCUUCCGUCACGCCUUGGAUGACCGAAGUGGCAUUGGGAGGGGAAGAUACGCCCGUGUACCGCUUGGCCAGAGUGAGAGAAGCAGGACGGACCGCAGGCAGCGAUGAGAUGAGCAAGACCUUUGUCGGACUAGACAUGUUGACUUCGUCUGGGCGGACUUCCACCUCUCUGGAGCCCGCUGAGAAUUGGAGUUGGCUAGGCGAAAGGCUCGAGCUGGAGUCAAUGGCAAAGCAGGCCGACCGUCUGCACCUCAGCAAGCCUGAAGCGGCCAGCACUACGCACGCCUUGUCAGUGGGCAACCUCGUCUUCCCAGGUGAGGUCACAAGUGAAGACCCAGCGGUGGCACAUCUGCAGCACCUCCUCAAUCCUCCCCUAAGUGGGUAUUGGACACUCGAUACCGCUUUCGAAUGGCUGCGACGUCGGCCCCCUCUAGAGGCUGACGAAGAGGAAAGCGACUUGUUCCGGAAUCCCAGGCGGCCUUACUGGAUCAACGAUCGAUUGCCGCACCUGCCUGUUGAUGGUACUGGCGCGAUGUCUGCUCAAUUGGCGGAGCUAGUGGAUACCAACAAAGCUGCCGGGGAGCGCGAGGUAUUGAGGUUAGUGUACCGGCUGCGGCCAGCGAACACUGAAGACGAGUCGGCCAUUUGGAGACUACACAUCGAUAUCGAGGAAAAGUUCAUGUCGAAGUCUUCAGAGAGCUCAAAGGCAGAGAGCGCAGAGCAGGUCGGGAAGGCAGCGCUUCCACAGGAGGAUCAGUCUUCUCCCUCCUCCAGGAGCGUGGAGGAGGAAGGAUCAGCUCCUGAGUCCACCCAGCGUGCUCCGCAAACCCUGCACGCAGCUCCUCAGCACAUCUACACGAUCACCUCGGCACACUGGUCCACCUCUCGCGAGGUCGACGUCCUCUGUCCCGACGUACCGCAAGACUUGCGUCUCUCCUCGACUGUCAAGAUCCCCGUUGACGCAGAGGCCCUCGAAAAGGAGCCACGUCUGUAUGACUACCUGAACACUCUGAGGAGGUACGUCAGAAGGGCUUUGAACCCUUCCCCUCCUCCUCCUCCGUCUAGCUCCAGCGCCGCAGGAGGGGAGAAAAUCAGCGAGGGACUUGCUUCCGAAGGGGAAGAGGCGGAGACCGAGCUGGAGGAAGUCGAGAACGAGAAAGACGGUGAGGAGGGAGAAGGUGGUAGUGGCGACGACGUCAAGCAUGCUCUUCACCCACGACAUGGUCGAGUGCCUACCCCCCUCCUGCACAAGAGCAGAGUCAAGGCGGUUCCUCCCCUCUCCUUCUCCCUUCUUCCCAAGUCCGACUCUGAAGCUGCAUCUGCUGAGGCCUCUAAGGCCAAGGCAAUCCUACACCUAGAGACGGUCGAGCGCAUCGCGACUACUUCGUACUCGCUGCUCACAAAAAGCAGCGAGACCGCAGGGGCAGAGGAAGAGGAAGAGCAAGGAAAGUUGAUCACCGAGACGACUGUUUCGCACAUGUUGAGGUCUGCCAAGACGUCCAGUCGGGUCGAGUGGACUUCCCCCACCGCACCAGCGUCGUCUUCGUCAUCGUCGGAGGAGGAGAAGGCGGCGGCGGCAGCAGCAGAGGGAGCAGAGGAGAAGGCAUCGCAGGGACGGUCUGCAUGGCAGAGCCGACUGGCUCAAGUGGCGGCUCUGAUGGCUGCACGCUGA